Fusarium redolens is the source of this 1272-nucleotide messenger RNA. RefSeq lists its product as uncharacterized. The coding region runs from base 1 to 1272 and encodes 423 amino acids. Lineage: Eukaryota; Fungi; Ascomycota; Sordariomycetes; Hypocreales; Nectriaceae. The record is from RefSeq and is a predicted model, not a curated record. Gene Ontology annotation, molecular function: FAD binding. The transcript is spliced from 4 exons.
AUGAUUCCAACUGAAGAUCACCCCGUCCUCAUCAUAGGCGCGGGUAUAAGCGGCCUACUUCUUGCGCAGAGUCUAUCACGACACGGCAUUCCCUUUCGUGUAUUCGAACGCGACACAGACCUUGAAACGCGUGGCGUAGGAUGGGGUCUCACUCUUCUCUGGACGCUGCCCGCCCUGAAAGCUCUUUUACCCAAACAUUUGUUUGAUCGCUUACCAGAAGCCUAUGUUGACCGAGAAGCUGUUACGCAAGGGCUGUCAUCGAGUUUUCCGUUCUUUGACUUGAGUACAGGAGAGCUCAAGGCUUCGGUACCUAAAGCACCAGAGGCAGAACGUGUACGAGUGACGAGGCAGGGUCUUAGAGCUCUGCUAGCCACUGGAAUUGACAUUGAGUGGAAUAUAGCUGUAGCCGGAGUUGUGUCGACAGACGACUCUGUUACUGCUUCAUUCGAGGAUGGCAGCUCAGCAACUGGGAGUUUACUCGUCGCAUGUGAUGGCAGUCACUCACGAGUGCGUCGCUCACUCUUCCCCGAGUGGAAGCUUCAAGACGUUCCUGUUCGAAUGCUAGGCAUCAAGAUGGAGCUAUCACCUGCACAGAUCAAGCCAAUUCGAGACCUUGAUCCCUAUUUCUUUCACAGCACGAACUCGAAGAAUGAUACCUUCAUAUACUUUAGUGUUCUCGAUGCCCCAGGAAAUCACAGCAAUACCGACCGCCCGUACAUUGGGCAACUCUGUAUAUCAUGGCCAUAUCACGAAGGCUUCCUGAACAGACCUUCUCCUAUCGAGAUUCCGGAUACACCGGAAGAGAAGUACAAGUUGGUUCAAGAGUUUACUUCCACCUGGGCGGAGUGCUUUCGUCCGCUUGCAUCCGCAGUCUCGUUGGACAGCGAGAUGAAAGGUCUCAAGAUACAAGACUUGACCCCUCCGAAAGACUUUCAAAGCACUGGCCCAGCUGUACUCAUGGGAGAUGCUCUUCACGCAAUGGCAAUCAAAGACCGAGGAGAGGGCGCGAACCACGUGAUAUUUGACGUCAAAGACUUUGUAGAACGAGUCAUUCCUGUUCUCAACAGUGAUGGAGAUCUAAGAACUGCGCUGGGCGAGUAUGAACGAGCGGUCAUUGCCCGAACGCGUCCAGCAGUACUGGCCUCGAGGAGAGCUUGUCUCGAUGCACAUGAAUGGAAGAGGAUUAGCAAGUUGAGCCCACUGUUGACAAAGCGCAUGCCAUAUAUAGAAUUCGAAGAGACCGAGGAGGUUGAAGCAAUGCAUAGACUAUAA